GUGACAUCAUCACAGGUCCUACGCCUCCAGCAUCCAGCAGAUACAGAGCAGGUCCUGAUCGAGCACAUCGUGGAAAGAAGAUUAUAUGAGGAGGAGUUGACCCAGUUGUCUCCUGAAUGACCCCCAAGGAUGGACAAGGACAGGAAUGAGAUGACUAAGAGAAUAUUACACUUCACCUUGGAGAUCCUCCACCUGCUGACCGGAGAGGAUUACACCAAAGUGAAGAAGACAUGGGGGGAGUGUGUGGCCCCCAGCAGCCAUCUCCAUGAGUCAGGAGGACGGAAGAGGGCCCGGGGCCCCAUCACGGAGCCUCCACUUCUCUCACCGAUACAUGAGGAGAAGAUCCUAAAACUCAUCCACAGGAUCACUGAACUGCUGACUGGAGAGGUUCCUAUAAGGUGUCAGGAUGUGGCGGUCUAUUUCUCCAUGGAGGAGUGGGAGUAUGUAGAAGGACACAAGGAUCUGUACCAGGACAUAGUCAUGAUGGAGGAUCACCGGCCCCUCACAUCACAAGAAAAUCCCAGUAAGAAUUCUGAGGGAAACUUCAUGUUAUCCCUGAAUGAUAAAGGAGAAGAUGAAGAUAUGAUGGAGCGCUCCUCAGGAGAAGACCUCCUUACCCCUAAUGUCCAUCCAGAUCUAUCCUAUAAUAAUCCACCUGAUCAUGAGGAACCUUCUCCUGACCAACCACACAUUGUUACCACAAGGACAGAGCAGGAACAUGGGAAAGGUUUAUAUUGUGAGGAAUGUGGGAAAGAGUUUACAAAAAGAUCAGAUCUUGUUAUACACCAAAAAAGUCAUAAAGGAAAGAAGCAGUAUGUGUGUUCAGAAUGUGGGAAAUGCUGCAUAAGUCAAUCAGCUCUUAUUAUACAUGAGAGAAUUCAUACAGGGGAGAAACCAUAUUCAUGUUCAGAAUGUGGGAAAUGCUUUAACAGUAAAUCACAUCUUGUGUUACAUGAGAGAAUCCAUACAGGGGAGAAGCCAUAUUCAUGCUCAGAAUGUGGGAAAUGCUUUAAAAGUAAAUCACAUCUUGCUAUACACGAGAGAACUCACACAGGAGCUAAGCCAUAUUCAUGUUCACAGUGUGGAAAAUGUUUUACAAGAAAAUCCCAUCUUGCUAGACAUGAGGGAAUUCACACAGGAGAGAAGCCAUAUUCGUGUUCAGAAUGUGGAAAAUGUUUUAUAAGUAAAUCAGAUCUUAAAUCACAUGAGAAAAUUCACACAGGAGAUAAGAAAUAUUCAUGUGCAGAAUGUGGAAAAUGCUUUACACGGAAAUCUUAUCUUAUAUUACAUGAGAGAACUCACUCAGGAGAGAGGCCGUUUUCAUGCUCAGAAUGUUGGAAAUGUUUUACACAGAAAUCACAUCUUGUUAAACACGAGAAAAGUCACACAGAAGAGAAACCAUAUUUAUGCUCAGAAUGUGGAAAAUGUUUCAGACAUAAAUCAUAUUUUGUUAUACAUGAGAAGUUACAUAAAAGAGAAGUUGUAUCCAAUGUUGGAAAUGUUUAAUAAGUAAAUAACAACUUUCCAAAAUCUAUGCUGGGAAUCUGGGAAAUGUUUAAUAUGUUCAUCACAAAUUUAUGCCGGGAAUGUGGGAAAUGUUUAAUAUGUUAAUCACAAAUUUAUGCCGGGAAUGAGGGAAAUGUUUAAUAAGUUAAUCACAAAUUUAUGCUGGGAAUGUGGGAAAUGUUUAAUAUGUUAAUCACAAAUGUAUGCUGGGAAUGUGGGAAAUGUUAAUUCUUGUUAGACAUGAGAGAAGUCACACAGGAGACUGAUAGAGAGAAUGAUAAAUCAUAUUGUUUAUAAAAACAUAUAGAUCUCAGGUAACGCAGCAAAAUGUUCUGUUUUUAUAAUAUAUACUCAAGAAUAAACUUUAUAAUUAACCC
This is a messenger RNA of Hyla sarda, 1883 nucleotides long. RefSeq names its product zinc finger protein 501-like. The transcript has 5 exons. The coding region runs from base 130 to 1506 and encodes 458 amino acids. The record is from RefSeq and is a predicted model, not a curated record. Lineage: Eukaryota; Metazoa; Chordata; Amphibia; Anura; Hylidae. Gene Ontology annotation, biological process: negative regulation of transcription by RNA polymerase II; regulation of immune system process; regulation of cytokine production.